AUGGACUACAUCAAAGAACAUUGCCCAGCAUUCCAAAAAGGAAAGUUCUGCCCGUACAAUGUGCCUGAACUAAAAGGACUUGCAAAAGGCUGCCCUGCCUUUAAAGAUGGAUGUCCUUUCAAAGGAGUCAAGGAUGUUGGCGAGUUUGAGGGAAAGCUGGGGGAGAUGAGGGACCUGUGUAAAGGGAAGGCCAACUACGAGAAGGCCCUGAAGGUUGUCUAUGGCGUCAAUGGUCAGCAAGCUGCAAAGAUUGGCCAUUGCCCAUUCUUCAAGUUUGACUGUCCAUUCAAGACCGACCGCGAGGGAAAGCCAAUUGUUCCUGAGCUGGUCACCAUGCAAUACGUGGAGGACCAUUGUCCAGUCUUCAACAAAGGCAAAGCUUGUCCUUACAAUGUCCCCGAACUGAAAGGACUCGGGAAAGGCUGCCCAGAAUUCAAGGAUGGAUGUCCAUUCAAGAAUGUCAAGGAUGUGGGAGAGUUCAAAGCCAAAAUGGGAGAAAUGAGGGAUAAUUGCAAGGGCAAAGAGAACUACACCAAGGCUAUGGAUCUUGCAUACGCAGCUAAUGGUGAAGCAGUUGCAAAGCAAGGUCAUUGUCCUUUCUUCAAGGGUGGUUGCUUUCUCAAGACCGACACCAAUGGAAGGUUCAUUAUUCCUGAUGUAAUCACCAUGGAUUACGUCAAAGGAUACUGCCCAGCCUUUGACAAGGGCAAGGCUUGUCCUUACAAUGUGGCUGAGCUGAAAGGUCUUGGGAAGGGCUGUCCAUCCUUUAAGGACGGAUGUCCAUUCAAAGCAGUAAAGGAUGUUGGAGAGUUCAAGGCCAAACUUGCGGAGAUGCGCGACCAGUGCAAGUGUAAGCAAAAUUACACCAAAGCUCUGGAAUGUAUCUACAAAGCCAAUGCAGAGGAAGCUGCCAAGAUUGGCCAUUGCACCUUUAAUCACAAUCACUGUGAGUUGAAAACUGACAAGGAUGGCAAACCUAUUGUGUAGUUUGGCUCAAGACCAGAAGACCGCAUUUACCAUAAAGGAACUGGACAUAUGGUGGUCUUUAUAUGAUCACCAUUCUGGAUUAAUACU
This is a messenger RNA of Actinia tenebrosa (Australian red waratah sea anemone), 1074 nucleotides long. RefSeq lists its product as uncharacterized. The record is from RefSeq and is a predicted model, not a curated record. Lineage: Eukaryota; Metazoa; Cnidaria; Anthozoa; Actiniaria; Actiniidae.